Messenger RNA from Mesorhabditis spiculigera, 888 nucleotides. The record is from the annotation of a GenBank genome assembly. Lineage: Eukaryota; Metazoa; Nematoda; Chromadorea; Rhabditida; Rhabditidae.
AUGGAGGCGCUGGUCGUCGUCUCGCUCGAUGGUGUCCUUCCCCAUCAAGUCACCACCGAAUGGGAUCGAUUCUACCGCGUGUCGUGCGACGUCUCGAUGGACAAGAUGACCAAGGAGGGAUCCGUUGUCGUCACCACCAUCUAUGAGGCCAACAACCAGAAGACGCAAGUGCUGGACACCGCCACCCCACCCCCGGUCACUGCCACGCUCACCUUCUUCAACCAACUUGACGAGCCCCUUGAGAAGGCUUCGAUUGGAGACCCGCUGCUGAUGGUCAUCUCCUCGGAUCAAGCCGGCCCGCACAACAUGAUGGUCACCGAGUGCACGGCCACCAGAAUCGGCGGACGCGGCGAGUCUGUGCCCUUCACGCUCAUCGAGAAUGGAUGCCCCCGCUACCCGGCCCUCGUCGGCCCCGUAGAGCAAGACUUCGACAAGAACAGGCUUAAGUCUGAAGUCCGCGCCUUCCGCCUCGAUGGCUCGUACGAUGUGCAGGUGAUGUGCACCGUCAUGUUCUGCGCUGGACCCAACGGAUGCCCCGUGUCGAACUGCUUGGACUCGGGCACCAACGAGCUGUUCACGUCGCACGGCAGGAAGAAGAGGUCGGCCCUGGCCGAGACUUCCGAGGAGCACACCGCUGAGACGCUUUCCGCCAUCAUCCGCGUGCUGGCCAAGGGCGAGGAGGAGGACAACAUGGGAAUUAAUGGCAACGCUUCUGAUAUUCACCGACCUUGGCCCGCGGACACGGUGUGCGUCUCCGAGACCGGGUUCGUCUGUGCCGUCGUGUCAGCAUCUGUUGUCUGCCUUCUCCUCUCUGCCCUCAUCGUCGUCUAUGGCUGCCACGCCCUCCACCGCGACGAGAAGCUCCCAUCCACCCGAAAUGACGUCUAU